Molecule: messenger RNA, 3184 nt
Organism: Glossina fuscipes
Lineage: Eukaryota; Metazoa; Arthropoda; Insecta; Diptera; Glossinidae
Gene: Pfrx
Product: 6-phosphofructo-2-kinase/fructose-2,6-bisphosphatase
Exons: 2
Coding region: 935-3079 (714 amino acids)
Biological process (GO): fructose metabolic process; fructose 2,6-bisphosphate metabolic process
Cellular component (GO): cytosol
Molecular function (GO): 6-phosphofructo-2-kinase activity; ATP binding; fructose-2,6-bisphosphate 2-phosphatase activity
Source: RefSeq, a predicted model, not a curated record
UAACAAUAUCUAUAAAAUAAAAAUAGUAAAUCUGUUAUUGCAUCGCAUGAUGUGUGAAUGCACGUUUUAAAAAGAAUUAUAAAUCGGCUCCACUGCCGAAAGUAGCUUUUUUUUUUAUAAUUUUUUUUUGUUUUUUUUUUUUUAAUACGAAUUCUAAUGCAUUGGCUCAUUCCCAUUUCGGCCGUCAAAGUGUUUAGAACGUUACCGCGACAAAGCACGCCAUUCAUUGGUGAUGAGUUUUGUUUGUUUGCGGAACAUAGUUAAUAUAAUGUAUACACGAUACGAUUGGUUGCGGUUUUCAUAAAAAUAAAAAAAAUAAAAAAAAAAUAAUUACGUCUAUGCAGCUUUGUGUUCUUAAACGUAUUGCGGAAGGAAAAUUAAACGCGAAAAAAAGAUCACAAAUUCAGCUUGUGCAGUGGUCAAGCAAUUAUCAGUCGGCCCUACGGGGCGCGUUUGGCAAGUUUGCUUUGGCCAAGCAGUGGCCGCGUCACCCGAUCGCAAUUAAAUACAAUAAAAUUCAAGUUAAAUGGUAACAAGAGAAGAAGAGGAAACGAUUGUAAAUAAAUUAAUUGAAAUCUACGAAAGCAAAGUUAUACGCUCUGCGACACUUAAUGAUAAUACAUUAUUAAUACAUGCUGUGCUUGCAAGAAAGGCAACCAAAACUUAUUAAUACAAAAAAAAAAAAAAAAAAAAAAAUUUUGCGAGAAGUGAAGCAAAGAGUUGCUUAAUAAUAGUCUAUAAAAAACCCGUAUUUGGAAGGCAGUUAUUAUGAGAAGGCUGUUUCAUUAGUGAAUACAACUUUCCACUAAACUAAAACACGUUAACAUACAAAAAAAUUUCUUUAGUUCGGUAGAUAGCUGCCCGUUAAAGUCUUUUAAAAGAAAAAUUUUAAAACUUUUUACAAAUUUAUUUGUUUAAUGCUAAAGAAAUAUUUAUGAGUAAUAUUGAAAAAUUAAACGAGAAAUCACCAUCAUCAUCAUCAUCAUCAACAUCAUCAUCAACAUCAUCAUCAUCAUCAUCAUCGUCAUCGUCAUCGUCAUCAUUAUUACCCGUAUCAUCGUCAAUUUCAUGUAUAUCAUCAAUAUCAUCAAAAUCAGUUGAAACGAUUGCUGUGACACUGCAUAAAGAAGAAGAAGAAGAAGAAGAAAAACUCUCUUCUAAACCACCAAUUAAAUCAAUUUCAAAAUUUAUUACUCCCAUUUCAUCAUCAAUUGCCGAAAUCGAAUCACUUGAUAGAUCUUCAUCUCAAGCAUUUGCAUUAUCGUCGCCGUCUUCGUCGUCAUCAUCGUCAUUAUCGUCUAGUGCUCUUCUUCAAACAGGCCCUAAGAUUGGCCUGGCCUCGUCUGAGCAUAUUAAUGAAAAACAUACACAUCAAGAAACCCAAACACAAUUCAAUCUUUUGAAUUCCAUAUUACUUUCGUCCGCAGUAAACGCUGCAGUAGCAAAGCAACAACAACAGAGUACAUCAGUUGUACGCUCUGUUACCAGUACGAGCAUCAUGGAUAUGCCCUAUAGUACCUCGCCAUCCUUACGUGUGCGUACCACUUCGUUAAAUCAAUUAAAAAAAACGGCCGAUAUUAAUAUUGAAAAUGAAUUGCAUGUCUGCCCUAGUGAAAUGUCCGAUGAGUUGCGUAAACUUUUGCCACCCACUUCGGAAACGGUAAUGACAAAACCAUUUCCCAUACGUGGCGAACGCGCCAUCUCAGACGUAUCGACACCGCACGUGAUCGCUAUGGUUGGAUUGCCGGCACGUGGCAAAACAUUCAUAUCGAAGAAACUAGCUCGUUAUUUAAAUUGGAUCGGCAUCGCUACACGGGUAUUUAAUUUAGGCGAGUAUCGUCGUUUAGCGACCACCGCCUAUAAAUCGCACGAAUUCUUUCGAGCUGAUAACGAAGAAGCGAUGGCUAUACGUACGCGUUGUGCUAAUCAAGCUUUGCAAGAUUCUUGCGAGUGGUUACUUAGCGGUCAGGGCAGUGUCGCUGUCUUUGAUGCAACUAAUUCAACUUAUGAUCGUCGACAACUUAUUUAUGAUAUUGUUGUGAAAGAGCGCGGUUUUCGUUUAUUCUUUGUUGAAUCGGUUUGCGACGAUCCACAGAUCAUUGAACAGAAUAUCAAAGAAGUAAAGGUUAGCUCACCCGAUUAUGUAAAUAUGAACACCGAGUUAGUGGUGCGCGAUUUUUUGCAACGUAUUGAACAUUAUGAGGAACGUUAUCAACCCAUUGAUGAGAUGAAAGAAUCACAUCUAAGUUUUAUGAAGAUUUAUAAUGCUGGCAAAAAAGUGGUUGUCUAUAAUAGCGAAGGUCAUGUUGAGUCGCGUAUCGUCUAUUAUUUGAUGAAUAUUCAUAUAACACCACGUACAAUUUAUUUAACACGUCACGGAGAAUCUGAACAUAACCUUAAGGGCCUAAUAGGAGGAGACUCGGAUUUGAGUCAACGCGGUCAUCAAUACGCCAAAGCUCUUGUUGCGUAUAUUGAACAACAGAAAAUUGAUAAUUUGAGAGUGUGGACGUCGUGGAUGAAACGUUCCAUACAAACAGUGGCUGAUGUUAAGGCGCCGCAAGAACGUUGGAAGGCAUUGAAUGAAAUUGACGCCGGACAUUGUGAGGAAAUGACCUACGAACAAAUUAAGGAGAAGUUCCCGGAAGAGUUUAAGGCACGCGAUCAGAAUAAAUUUGCUUACCGUUACCCAAGAGGCGAAAGUUACGAGGAUCUGGUUGCACGCCUGGAGCCAGUAAUUAUGGAAUUAGAACGUCAAGGUAACGUUUUGGUCGUCUCACAUCAGGCGGUAUUACGUUGCUUAUUUGCUUAUUUCUUGGACAAAUCGGCUGAUGAAUUGCCGUAUUUGUAUGUACCAUUGCAUACCGUCAUCAAAUUGACUCCGGUAGCUUACGGCUGUAAAGUGGAACAUAUAAAGUUACCCAUCGAUGCGGUUGAUACACAUCGUCCUAAACCCAAAAUUCCUGGUGAUGUUUCAUUGGGUUUGGACGGUUUGAGCGGCGAAUUGGUUGCCCCCGAUGGCGUAGGUAAAGUAUUGAUUGUGGGCGAUGACGUGACCAAAGCCACGAAGAAUGGUGCUUAGUUAUAUAACAAACUGCAAUGAACGCAGUAGCGCUAGGCAUUGGAGGCAAUACAAUCCAUGAAAAUUAAAAUUAAAAAAUUAUGAAACGUCCAUUCUCUACCGAUU